UUCAGUUAAACGAAAGGAAAUCUCAAAACUCAGGAAACAAAACCUAAACCCUUAGCAACUCCUAAACUACUCCAAAGUCAAGGUGCUUUUCUCCCUGACUUUAGUGGAGUGGAGCACCUUUGCAUUUCUUAGAGGAGUCGGGAGAGCUGAGUCGCUGCCUCUGGCGCGAGGAUUCUAGGAACUCACCUCCCUUGGAGCUGCGUGAGAAAGGCCUCUGUCCCUCCGCCUCUCUUCCAGAGCCCCGGUUUGUGUAGCUGCUGGCUGCUACCAUAACCACAUACAGGCAUGCAAAUGGAAGCUUCCCGCUCAGGAACAUAUUUGCCAACUGGGUAUGCCCCUCAGUAUCCACCAGCAGCAUUCCAAGGACCUCCAGAACAUACUGGACACCCCACACUCCAGACUAAUUACCAAGGUCCCCAGUCUGGUUAUCCAGGGCCUCAGGCUGGCUACAUAGUCUCAACAUCUGGAAAUGAACGUUAUGCUGCAGCACGGCUUCCUAUUCAAAAUAACCAGACUAUAGUCCUUGUAAACACCGAGUGGAUGCCAGCACCGCCACCUCUUCUGAACUGCCCACCUGGGCUAGAAUACUUAAAUCAGAUUGAUCAGAUCCUGAUUCAUCAGCAAAUUGAACUUCUAGAAGUCUUAACAAGCUUUGAAACAAAUAAUAAAUUUGAAAUAAAAAACAACCUCGGGCAAAUGGUUUACGUUGCAGUGGAGGAUACUGACUGCUGCACUCGAAACUGCUGUGGAGCGUCUAGACCUUUUACUUUGAGGAUCUUGGAUCAUCUGGGUCGAGAAGUCAUGACUCUGGAGAGACCCCUGAAAUGCAGUAGCUGCUGCUUCCCCUGCUGCCUCCAGGAGAUAGAAAUCCAGGCUCCUCCUGGGGUGCCGAUAGGCUAUGUGACUCAGACCUGGCACCCAUGUCUGCCAAAGUUCACUCUUCAGAAUGACCGGAAGGAGGAUGUUCUAAAGAUGGUUGGUCCAUGUGUUGCAUGCACCUGCUGUUCAGACAUUGACUUUCAGAUCAAGUCUCUUGAUGAGGUGUCUAGAAUUGGCAAGAUCUCCAAGCAGUGGUCUGGUUGUAUGCAAGAGACUUUCACGGAUUCCGAUAACUUUGGAAUCCAGUUCCCGCUAGACCUGGAUGUGAAGAUGAAAGCCGUGGCGCUUGGCGCUUGUUUCCUCAUAGAUUACAUGUUUUUUGAAGGCUGUGAGUAGAAACAAAAAUCAGAUCGGUGGUGUGGCCCAAUGUAAGAAGACAGAGAAGGUUUCAAGUCUACAUAUGAGAUUAUGUAAUUGGGAAACCUGGGGCUUUUUUGUUUCUUCAUUGAAAUUUCUCAGAAUCAAGCUGUUUUGCAUGAGGCAUAGUAUGUAAAAUUGUGCUUUUCAAAUGAUAGUUUAUCUUUCAUGUAAUUAGGACAGACAUGGAUAAUUAUUUUUAUAUACUUCUAAAAAUAUUCACUACGUUCAAGUUAAAAAUAAAAGUAUAUGUUUAAAAAUAAAAUAUGUUAUGGAAAAGUAA
Messenger RNA from Mastomys coucha (southern multimammate mouse), 1519 nucleotides. Its product is annotated as phospholipid scramblase 2. Gene Ontology annotation, biological process: phosphatidylserine exposure on apoptotic cell surface. The transcript has 9 exons. Gene Ontology annotation, molecular function: phospholipid scramblase activity. NCBI's taxonomy places the organism in Eukaryota, Metazoa, Chordata, Mammalia, Rodentia, Muridae. The record is from RefSeq and is a predicted model, not a curated record. The coding region runs from base 286 to 1215 and encodes 309 amino acids. Gene Ontology annotation, cellular component: plasma membrane.